Metopolophium dirhodum (rose-grain aphid) is the source of this 743-nucleotide messenger RNA. It is a transcript of the gene baf, whose product is annotated as barrier-to-autointegration factor. The coding region runs from base 420 to 704 and encodes 94 amino acids. Lineage: Eukaryota; Metazoa; Arthropoda; Insecta; Hemiptera; Aphididae. The transcript has 3 exons. Gene Ontology annotation, molecular function: DNA binding. The record is from RefSeq and is a predicted model, not a curated record.
UCACUCCUAGAACCGAUAAUCAACUAUAAAGUGCCUACUAUAAUAUCUAAAUUAUGUAUUUUUGAAAUUUAUGUUCUAAAAUAAUAAUUCGUAAUAAUAUUAUACAAUAUUAUAAUAUUACGACUUACGAAUAGGCGUCAUACACGAUACAAAACCGGAUACAACGAGACGUUAUAAACUCAUGAGUAAUACUACGACGUAUAACGUAUAUGUCAGAUGUCCCUGUUUUCAACGAUUAUAAUAUAAUAUAAAAAAUUAGCAAAGCCGUGAUAAACGUACAAACACUACAAACUAUAAAUUAAUGUUAUAUUAUCGUUAACUAUUUAGUAUUUGCUCAACGAAUAUUUUUUUUAGUUGGAAUAACCAACUACUGUAUACUUUACUUAAUUUAUAAUAUAUUUGCAAAAUAAAUCAUAACUAUGACUACUCCAUCAUCCACGACCAGCCAAAAACACAAAGCGUUUUCUGGGGAGCCUAUGCGAGACAAACCAGUUGAAGAUCUCGCUGGUAUUGGACCUGUACUAGCAAACAGAUUAAAAGAACAAGGAUUCAACAAAGCUUACAAUGUAUUGGGCCAAUUUCUUCUUUUACAGAUGGAUCAAGAGUUAUUCUGUGACUGGUUAAAAGAUAGCAUAAAAGCUAACUCAAAACAAUCCAAAGAUUGUCAUGCUUGCUUAAAAGCAUGGUGUGAUGAAUUUUUGUAGAUUAAUUUUGUAUUUUGUAAUAAUAAUUCUAUAUCCUUA